Messenger RNA from Suhomyces tanzawaensis NRRL Y-17324, 219 nucleotides. RefSeq names its product DNA-directed RNA polymerase core subunit. Lineage: Eukaryota; Fungi; Ascomycota; Pichiomycetes; Serinales; Debaryomycetaceae. The transcript has a single exon. Gene Ontology annotation, cellular component: RNA polymerase II, core complex; RNA polymerase III complex; RNA polymerase I complex. Gene Ontology annotation, molecular function: zinc ion binding; DNA binding; DNA-directed RNA polymerase activity. Bases 1 to 219 code for a protein of 72 amino acids. The record is from RefSeq and is a predicted model, not a curated record. Gene Ontology annotation, biological process: transcription by RNA polymerase II; tRNA transcription by RNA polymerase III; transcription by RNA polymerase I.
AUGAUCAUUCCUAUUCGUUGUUUCUCCUGUGGUAAAGUUGUGGGUGACAAGUGGGAAGCCUACUUGGAGUUGUUACAAGAUGAAUCCAUGACCGAAGGUGACGCUUUGGAUGCCUUGAAAUUGUCCAGAUACUGUUGUAGAAGAAUGGUGUUGACCCAUGUUGAUUUAAUCGAGAAGUUCUUGAGAUACAAUCCAUUGGAGAAGAAGGAGAUAAGUUAA